Chenopodium quinoa (quinoa) is the source of this 865-nucleotide messenger RNA. RefSeq lists its product as uncharacterized. The coding region runs from base 132 to 401 and encodes 89 amino acids. The transcript is spliced from 3 exons. The record is from RefSeq and is a predicted model, not a curated record. NCBI's taxonomy places the organism in Eukaryota, Viridiplantae, Streptophyta, Magnoliopsida, Caryophyllales, Amaranthaceae.
UUAAAUUCUCCAUCUUCCUCAUUUAGACGCCCCCAAAAAGAAAACGUCCUGCCUGUUUGUUAAUAGUUGACCUCUCCGUCCUCCGAUUUUCUCUCUCUAACCUUUGUUGUUUCUCUCUCUUAAACUCAACAAUGGGUGGCGGCUUCCGAUGGGUCAGACCCGAGGUUUACCCUCUGUUUGCAUCGGUUGGUCUAGCCGUCGGAAUUUGCGGGUUUCAGCUCGUCCGGAAUAUUUGCGGAAACCCUGAAGUCAGGGUGACUAAGGAAAACCGAGCUGCUGGAAUCCUGGAGAAUUUUGCGGAAGGAGAGAAAUAUGCAGAGCAUCCCCUUAGGAAGUUUGUACGCACCAAGAGCCCUGAAAUUAUGCCAGGUCUUAACAGUUUCUUCAGCGAUCCACAGUGAAGCUCCCUAAGGAAUUGCAGUAUUGCACUGUGUUGGCCCUAUGAUAUGGUGGAUUUUACUGAAGUUGCUUCCUUAUUAUUCCAUUGAUAAUGAAAUUGAUGAUGUUAUAUAAUGUUUGAACAAAGAUGGCAUUGUGUUACUUGGUCUACCCUCUAUUUUUUUGAAGUCCUUGAGAUAUUGAAACUGGUUUAACCCAUUCAAGGGAGACCUUGUAUUAUAAAAAGCCUAUAACACCUUAUUGCUAGCUGAAUAGUCCUUUCAAGUUUCGUCUUUGUUUCCGUUUAUUUUAAGUUAUGCAAGUUCAGUGAAGUCCAAUAAAUGGAGUUAUGGUGUUACUAUCCUUAGUUUGUAUCACUUCGUAGAACCAAGGAAGAAUGUCAGUACUGCAUAUGCAAUGGUUAUUACCAGUUAUCAGGGUUGUGCAGCCACCAGAUACUGGGAUAGAACUGAUAACAAUUCUGCUA